UUUAUUUCUCUCCAGUUUAUUUGUACCAAUAUGGCUCUGGCUCCUUCCCAGCACUUAAAUUGCAUUUGGAACAGUCUCUGGAUCAACCUUAUACUGAAUCAUAAUAUCUGUAGCCUUGGAUUUUCUCCCUUGUUAAAAAAAAAUCUUUCUUAAAGCUGUCUAAUGUAUCUGCCAGUACAACCGCUCCAGCAAUAAUCACUGUAUAAAUCUCCUUGUUCUGCCACUGAUACAACUGGUGGGACAUUUCCAAACAGGCCAGGGCCUUGUGUUUGCACUCUAGCAUGGUCCCUGGGCUUCAGGUUAGCUCAUUGGCUGGGAGAUGUAGUUCAGCAUAGGGGGGGAAAGAGUCAGUGACAUAACUAGAUACUGUUGGGUUUCCGGAUCGAUUGUCCAUUAAGGCAAAAGAUCAUUUAAUUCUACUACAGCAGUAGUCUACCACAACAGAUGGCGAGUCAAUGCAGGUGGUUCAAUUUUUCCCUUAAUUUCAGCAGAAUUAAAAGGAGCCAUAUUUUAUUUCGGGCAGCAAAAAGGCCGGCAUUGAGGUAAGACCUUUUUGUUUUGAUACUCUCAUAUUUGAGAAAGUUUUUGCUGUCUGCAAAUUGAUUUGUGGUCUCUAGGCUGCUGGAAUCAGGUAAAAAUCUACCAAAAGAACCUUUUGGGUGUAUGUGUGGUGUUUUUCAGUAUUAACUGCCCAGGUACUGGUUGGGGUAUAUCUGCAUAACUGCUGUGGGGUUUAUUCGUUUAUUUUUUAACCAUAAGGGACUGUUAUUGCCCCUGCUGGAGGAUCUGUGAGUGAUUCAGACCAGUGGAGGGAGUUUCUGUGUAUGCCGGGUGGUUGUAGGAUAAUCUUGUAGCAGGCAGAUAUGGCCAACAGUAUCUAGAGGGGAUUUAGAAUCAUUGUUUUUUUCAUUUGUGUUUGUUUUUCUGUCUCUCUACUAAGUGGUGUUUGUUUUAAAAUUGCGACUCUAUAGGUUUCAUCCUUGAGAAAAUCUUUUGUUUGGGAGGAUUGUAUUGCUUUUAUUAUUACAAGUUUCAAUAUUGGAGGUUGGGUAACAAUCCGACCAAUCUGAAUUACAAACCAAGUUUCUAGCCCUUGCUGAGCGCUGAGCAGGGGGAGCCUACGCCAUUUUGAAAUAGCACAUGUGCCAGUGGCCAUUUUGUCUUUGUCUUUAAGCACAUGUGCCAGCGGCCAUGUUGUCUUAGUUUUUGAAAAGGUAUAUUGGGCUAUUGGUGGGAGGCACAUCCCCUGCAUAUAACCCUAACAGUUGUUCUAUUGUAUAUAAUAGAUUUUCAUCUUUACAUUUCAUAACAGCAAAGUUCUCUUUGAACUUUUUGGAACAUUUUUUACAUUUUUGUUAUACCUCUCUGCUGUUCCCUGCAGUCUAUUGACUCCUACUUCCUCCAGGAUAGGGGGUUUUCCUAAGGAAGAGACCAUCACAUGGUGUUGUAAUUGUAAUUGUCCUUUUGUGUGAGUGAAGGAAGAGUGUUGCAUGGUUUACAACAUAAGGCUAUAUGUUAACUAGCUGUUUCUCUUUUUAUACUCCUUGUUUUCCUGCUCUUUCUCUCUUUAUUUUCCUCUCUUUAUCCUUCCUUCUGUCCUUUAUUCUCCCCAUCUCUCUCACUUUUCUCCAUUUCUCUCUUUUAAAACACUUUUGCUUACCCACUCUCUCUCUCUGUCUAUAACUACCACACUAACUCUUUGCCUUGCUUUUGGCUAGCCCUCUUUUCUGUUUUAAUCUAUUCUCAAACCAACACAUUCUCUGUAGGUUUGGUUGGAAGACAUCUUUUCCGUCAUUGGAAGUCUGGUAGUGUAGGAUAGCUGCUGUCUGCUUAUGAAAGUUGCUGCUGGGAAGGAAAUUCCUGUUAAUUAUGUCCAUAAGGACUGUGCUGCGAAGUCGGACUGUAUAGGGCGAAAAAACAGUGAACUGGUUAGCUUUUUGUGAGGAGAAAAAGUGGGCCAAGCCUACUCGGGUUCAUCAAUUGUCGCGUGAGCUUUGUUCUCUUUUCUCUUCCCCUCGAGGUCCAUCCUAAGGGUGGAAGGUGUCCGUGGUUCGUACCAAAGCCCGGGGGUGGAGUUUGUGGGGAAAUUAUUGAGGACUGUUCCCUUUCUUGUUCGCUUUCUUGACUUUUCGUCACUGAGUGACCAGGUGUCCGCGGUUCGUACCGGAAGCUUGGGGGACGGAACUUGGGGAGGUGAACUGGCGAGGGGUUUCUCUGUUUCUAUCUGUUUUUCUAGACACUUUCUCUCAAAACCUAUUGGCCUGACUGGGGCGACCAGGUGUCCGUGGUUCGUACCGGAAUCCCUAGGAAGGUUCAACUAUAUCUCCCUUGUUCUAACUUCCUGUCGCUCCCUCUCACUUGCUGUCAACACUCCAGGCAUUGGGGACUCUUAUCCUGCAGUCAGGGCACUGUUUUGAGCCAAUUUAGCACGAGGGAUAAGGAAGGUGUCCGUGGUUCGUACCUGUCCGGAUCCCUCGGCCGCUGAUCCUUCUCUCUGAGUGGGCUACGGUGGAUAAUGUCCGUGGUUCGUAUUUGAAGCCCUAGAGCUACUCAGAGGACGAACAGGUAAGGAUCGACGGCGGUCUGCGCGGUGGACGUAGACACUGUAGGUGGACACAUCUACUUGGAAAAAGCUCGAGACUCGAGUAUUGGUGUAGGGAAAUCUAGGGAACAGAAGGGUACCACUUCUGAGUUCAGGACGGCUCAGCAGCACAUGAAAUCCACAUAUGGAGGAGGGACUGUUAAGCCCCUCAAAGAUUGGCACAAAUGGUCUUCAGGUUUAGAAUGGUCCAUCCCUAAGGAGGGGACGUUUGAGGUCUGGAUCUGGGAAAGGUUCGUCCGUGAGUUCCACUCCAGACUCCAAACACAUGGGUCUUUAGAGAAGGCCAAUUUGUGGUUACAGGAAUCUACCAAGCCUUAGCAGCAGGGCAUUCAAAAGUCUCAGACAGUAAGGUCAAACAUAAUCAUGUACUUCCUUCCAGCCAGAACUGCAGAAAGCAAUAAUGAUAAGGACGAGACAGAGCUGCAAACAGGUUUAAAUUUGCUAGCAACACACGUCAUCUCAACAGCCUCAGCUCAUCUGUCUCCAUCACCAUCCCCACAUCCGGAAUCCGCAAAAGAUGCCUCUGACAAAACGGAUUACUGCCGCCUUGGAAAAUCCGAUUUGGUCACCUUAUGUGAAGCCAGAGGUAUCUCUAUAAUAGACAAAUCCAAAUUAGAAUGCAUAGAGGCCUUGGAAAGGGAUGACUUCCAACAGGGCCCUGAGGGGGAUUACAGGCGCUACGGGGGGGCAAGGAAUUCUGUAAGCAACUGACAGACAAAAUACCCACUAUGUAUAGUGUUGUGUCCCCAUUCCAGUUUAUGACAGCGAUCCAGGGCCCAGAUGAGGAUGCCUCGGUCUAUUGGCAGAGGUUAAAACAAGGGGUAACAGAUGCAGGGUUUGAGCCAGGUCCAGAUACCCCAGAGAACACCCAGUCAGUAUCGCCCAUCCAUCUAAUGUUAAAGGCUAAAUUUCUGGCUGGAUUGGUGCCUAAGCUGAGAGAUAGGCUAAUGGUUGCACGACCAGAGGCCCAUUCUAUGAGUUUCCACUCCCUUAUGGCAACAAUCCAGGCCAUAGAACUGGACCUGCAUGCCAAGUCGGCCAAAAUCAUGGCAGCUCUUGAGCUAAUAGCCCAGGACCACCUUCCCUAUACUAGGAAAAAGAAACUCACCAAACGUACUAAUAUAACUUGUUUUAAUUGCUAUCAAAAAGGACAUUUAGCGCGCCACUGUCCAGAAAAUGAGGACAAGAAAGAACAAAAUUCUCCUAGUCCUUAUAAAGUUGUUCCUGACCGGCCUCAUGCACAUAACCCAAACCCGGGGAAAUCUUACCGUAGUACGGAGGGCCCCCCGGGAACCUACCAUUUCAUACCAGACCCUGAAACAGUUAAAACCUUCGGAGCUGCUACACAGUCCCAUAGCUUCACCCACUAGGGGAAAGGCAAACCGGUGUCGGCCCAUUUCCAUCUAUUUCUUGAGGAAUUGCCAUAUCCUCUGUCCUGCCUCAUCGACACCGGCGCAGCCAGGACUGUUCUAAAAACACAAGAUCUAAAAGGCAGGAUUCCACUCUCUGGCAACACAACCCCCACCAUUGGGCUUACAGGUCAUCCAGUGACUCUUAGGGAGACGAAACCAUUGUACUGCAGGUUAGGUCAACACACCGAAGCAGUCAGAUCUCUAUUAGUUUCAGAUGAUGUCCCUAUCAACCUAUUGGGAGCAGACAUUCUGUCGGAGAUUCAGGCCAACAUCACUUAUACCCCAGAGGGUGUUGUGGUAACUAGUGCACUCACAGACGAGUUGCUGUGUGCAGUGGUGGCAGUCCCGUAUACUGGAGAACCUGGUACAAAUUUGUCCCUGGAUGUACUAGCUGAGAUAGACCCUAAGGUUUGAGCGGUUGACAAAAAUGAUGUCGGCUUGCUGCCAGUACCUCCAGCCACUAUACGGAUUGCCCCCGGUUGCGUGCUACCAAAAUUGCCACAGUAUCCUCUGAGUAUAGCGCAGAUGGACAGUCUCAAGAUCCAGAUUGAUAGAUAUCUCCAAAUCGAGGUCUUAACCCCAACACAAUCACCCUGUAAUACACAUUUAUUUCCAGUGGCAAAAAAAAAAAAAAUCAGCCAAGGGUCAGGAAGUCACUUACCGACUGGUCCAUGAUAACAAAAUCAUAGUCAGUGAUGCCUCGUUAGAGCCUAAUCCUCACACAUUACUUGCAUCCAUUCCUCAUAAAGCUUCGUACUUUAGUGUUAUCAACUUGUCUAAUGCCUUCUUUUCUGUUCCCCUAGAUCCACAGUGUCAAUACAUCUUUGCUUUUUCGUUCCAGGGUAGACAGCUGACAUGGACCCGGUUACCACAGGGGUCCAUAACUAGCCCAUCGGAAUAUAGUUGUAAGCUAAAGGUGGUAUUAGACUAGUGGGUGCCAGAGGAUCCAGAGGUCGCACUGUUACAAUAUGUGGGCGAUCUAUUAGUUUGUUGCCCGGAGAAGGAUUCAUGCUAUAGACACACUAUCUCGCUACUGAACCAUCUGGCAUCCACUGGGAAUAAGGCUAGCAAGGAAAAAUUGCAGUUUUGUAAGGAGAAGGUUAUUUUUCUAGGCCUCUGUAUCUCAAAAGGGACCCAACACCUAAUAACACAACAGAUACAGACUCUCAAAGACUUCACCCGACCUCGUAAUGCCCGACAGUUGAGAGCCCUUCUAGGUCUGAUCAAUUACAGCAGAGAUUGGAUCCCUAAUAUUUUAUUCAGAAUGGGUCCUCUCUAUACUUUCUGUGUUAUUACAGAAAGUUGGUGACAUAGUUUUAGAUUCCCCUCUAACCUUUCUCAUCCCACACUCUGUCCAAGAAAUUCUCAACCAGGUCCAAACCAAACAUCUUUCAGCAGCACGUCUGACCAAAUCUGAAGGGACUCUCCUUACCCCUACUAACCUCACACUGAGACGAUGUACAAUCCUCAAUCCCGCAUCUCUUCUCCCGACCCAUUCUGACUCGGAAGAAGAGGGGGGGACGAAGGGAUUGUGACUGACUCUAACCCAACCAUGACAGAACCAACAGACAAUCACAACUGUCUUGAACUCAUGGAACCCGAGACAGAAGCAGUACAACAUCCACCUCCGUGACGGGCGGAUCCACGCCAGCCACUGCAAGAAGCUGCUGGACUAUCAAGUGCAAUGAUCAGGUGCAUUGUUUCUAUAUACACUUGUUGUUUAAUGUAUUUUGGAUACUGUUAUGAGGAGUCACAUCCGAAUUUACUGUUCAAGAUGCAUUUACAAUUAGCAAAGACAGCAAAUAGGUCCAACUGCUGGGUGUGCUCCAAACCCCCUCCGAGCCAGAGCAUCCCGGCAAUGGCGGCAGUACAUGCCCUUUAUGACAUCAAGGUGGGCAUGAGAAAGUUUAGUCCUUCAGGUAGAUCAGCGGAACGCCAUAUGUCCAUAGAAUUUAAUCAGACAUUCUUAGAUGGUAAUGUCACCUAUGGUACUAGACUUAGCAGACCCGUGUGGGUAUCCGGUCAAUUAGGCCAGUCCGGGAUUUGUUUUAAUAUCAGCUCUGGUUUUGGAGCCAAGUCCCUGGGGAGGACCGAAUGCCCAUCUGGGAUAACCAUCCAGUUGUUGCGCAAUGCCCGUAACCGUAACCCCAAUGACCUUUGUGUCUCAUUAACUGGGCCCUAUUACUUUUUGUGCGGCCAGGCUGCCUAUAGAGUCGUUCCCCCUAAUACUAGAGGGUCAUGCUCCUUAGUCAGGUUAGUCCCUGCCUCCUACAUUGCCGACGGUCACAAGGACCUAAUGGUGCAGAGGAGGGUGAGUGUGGGAAGAAGGACCAGGAGAGAGCUAUUCUCCGCAGGGAACCGUGCAUGGGCAUGGUUUCCGGCAUGGACCGGAUGGGGUAUAGAACUUAUGAAGCGGCUUAAUAAUUUUUCCAUCAUAAUGGACGAGAUGUUUAAUGAGACAGUCGAAGCCAUGAGAGAAAUUUCUUCUGAACAACGACAGCUGAAGACCCUUAUGCUUCACGAGAAAAUGGCUCUCGACUAUCUUUUAGCAUCAAAGGGGGGUUUCUGUGAGUUCAUCGGGGAGGAUUGCUGUACCUGGGUGGAAAAUACUGGGGACAAGGUUCAGGCCCAUCUUGACAAGGUGAAAGAGUUACAGGGACAAGCAUGCGCUAUUGCAGAGGAGGGUUGGAACCCCUUUAAAGGUUUAGGGGGCUUCGGUGAUAUGUUGUUUUCUAUUGGAUCAUAGCUUAAAGAAGUUGAAGUGUAUGUCCUGAUGCUGCUCUGCUUUCUUUUCCUCCUCUAUGUGACGGCGAGAAUGACCUGUUGUUUGGUGAACCAAGUUGCAAAGAGCCGUGCAGAGGACCUUGUGAUGAUUCCAUAAAGAGCCAUCGCCUGAAGCAUCCGGAACCCUUUACCUCAGGAAGAUCAGCACAGGAAGAACCACCACCUUUUUUUUAACAAACUAUGGACUGUCCCUAAAAGAACCGACUUCUACCCUUCUUGGAGACUUUUUUUGGGCUGUUCUUCUCAAAGAAGACAUAACCAGAAACCUUGUAUGAUGACAUCACCUCCCUGAAGGCCAGUCUGGACCUCAUGAUCAAGAUAUAAAGAAGAUCAAGAAUAUUAGGCCGGUUCUUCUUGUUAGUGCAUUUGUAGUGUAGCAUGUUCCCUUUUCUUUCUGUACCCUUUAGAAGCUUUGGUUGGAGUGAUUGUAACAUUAGGAAGCCGUUGCUGUGACGACAUAUGGUGAAAAAGGAGGGACUGAUGUGGAAAUUUCUUAUAUUUCGCCAUAUGGCCGCCACCGAUGCGGGAAAAGCGUCUUUACGACCGACCUUUGCACAGUCGCCCGAUCAUUCCGAUUCCCAUCCGAUUUGUGUUCAUCAGGCAUGACUGCAGCAUGUCGGGUGUGGCGCCGGGUGGGGUUGAGGAAUACGGACCACUGAACAAAGGUGUACUUUUACAAGAUCAGUACAAGCCAUGCUAAGAUCACUGUGUCUGUGUAUAUGUAUAUUACCGGGGGAA
Molecule: messenger RNA, 7536 nt
Organism: Xenopus laevis (African clawed frog)
Lineage: Eukaryota; Metazoa; Chordata; Amphibia; Anura; Pipidae
Product: syncytin-2-like
Exons: 2
Coding region: 5699-6760 (353 amino acids)
Source: RefSeq, a predicted model, not a curated record